GGGGUGUUGAGGCUUUGGCUUAGAUGGGGAACCAGUGGUUGAGAGCAGACAACACCAAUAUAGAUGGAGUAUUCAAUUAUGCGAAACUAUCAUCACCUUCUCGCGCUUUCAAAUUCAACCCUCUUCAUGAACAUUUGAUGGGCACUGUUCCUAUCCUUGCUGUGCUCUGCUCCAACAAACCUAAUGGGCACUGGUUUCAGGCUAAAUCUGAAAUGGGGUUUUGCAAUUCACUCCCCUUCCUUCACCAAUUCAUCGUCAUGGCCUUCCUCCUCAUACUCCUUUAGGGGCAGGGAGUCUUCUUAUGACUUGGCAAAGAUGUCAUUCCCAUCUGUUGUUUCUUGGGAAAGUGAGGCUUCAUACAAUGAUCUUAUGGAAUCACCUACUCGUACAUCUGCUUCACAAACCUUAGAAAAUUAUUGCCUGGAAACAGAGAGAAUGAAGGUAAAUGUUGGCAAGAGGUCCCAUGUUCAUAUACCGUCUGGAGAAAAUAAAUUGGCAUAUCUUACAAGCUUACAAGCUAAAGAAAUAUCGCAUUACAGUUUAUUAAUGAAAAAUCUAAAUAUUUUAGAGGAGAUGUUUUCUAGUUCAGAUGUGUUAAGGUUGGAAAAUGAUAUUCUCAUACAAUUAGAAAGGCUUGGAGCUUUAAAAUUAUUCCAUGCCUGUCUAGUCAGGACCCUCAAAACCCCAAAUUUUUUUGACCUAUCUGACGCGCCAACUGAGCUUGUUGACGAGCACCGCCUGAAUGGCAUAGUGGAUGAUCAUCACUUGGGUAAGAUUGUUGUUCGCUCUGGCAAAAAGGAAGAAAGAAAAUCAAGAAGAGAGAGAGCAUCAGAAAAGGCCAAUUUCGUGUCAGCAUUGGCAUUACCUUCAAAAACCAUUCACAAGGACCCUCAAAAGUCUAAGGUUUCUUCUUCUAGAAGACCAUCAAAAUCUAAAGGUAGGAGACUGAAAAUGGUUAGGAAUGAGGCGGAAAUGUCAAGAGGGGUCAAGUUGGUUACUGACUUGGAAAGGAUCAGAACGAUAUUGGAACAAGAAACUGGGCAAGUAGCAAGCUUGAGUAGCUGGGCAGAAGCUGCUGGAGUUGACAAGAAGGAACUGCAGCAGCAGUUGCAUUUUGGUUGGUAUUGCAUGGACGAGCUUAUUAAAAGUUCACGGUCCUUAGUUUUAUACCUUGCAAGAAACUACAGCGGAUUGGGAGUGGCCUUCGAAGAUCUAAUACAGGCAGGGAAGUCUGGUGUCCUGCAAGGUGCAGAAAGGUUCGACCACACUAGGGGAUACAAAUUUUCAACUUAUGUUCAGUAUUGGAUAAGGAAAUCAAUGUCGACGCUGGUGGCACAGCAUGCUCGAGGAAUUCGAAUUCCUUUCACGUUAAGCAAGGCAAUAAAUCAGAUACAGAAAGCUCGAAAAACCCUUAACUACAGCCACGGGAAAUACCCAGACGAUGAUGAAAUCGCAAAGUUCACAGGUCUGUCCUUGGCUAAAAUCACAUCAGCUAGCAAAUGCUUGAGAGUCGUGGGUUCAAUUGAUCAGAAGGUGGGGGACAAUGUCAGUGCAAAGUUUUUGGAAUUUACACCAGAUACAUCAGUAAUGACCCCCGAAGAAACUGUCAUGAGGCAGCACAUGCUAAAAGACAUGCACAAUCUUCUGAGAGGCCUGGAUCCAAGAGAGAGGCGAGUGUUGGUUCUAAGAUUCGGACUUAGGGACCAUCAGCGCAAGUCACUUGAGGAAAUCGGGAAGCUUUUCCAUGUGAGCAAAGAGUGGAUAAGGAAGAUAGAGAGGAAAGCUCUGGCAAAAUUAAGAGAUGAAGAAACGUGCACAAAUUUAAGCCAUUAUUUGUAAAAAUAGUUGCAAAUAGGUCCUAUAAGCUUAUCUUGCCAAGCCUUGUAGUUGUUGAGAAGUUGGUUCUCGAUGUAGAGUAAGGCUAGAUAGCACUGGAGAUGCCAACAAUGGUGUCAUUUUGGUGAGAAAUGAAGAAUUCAAUAGAUGUGUUGUGAGUUUUAAAACUGAAAGUAUCUGCCAUCUGAAUUACCAUGACAUGUCGGUUGAGGGUGCAUUUCUUGCAAUCUUCUGGUCUUCUGGAUUACCCACAACUCCACAAGCCAUACAAACUCUGUUGUACAGAUGCCUUGUAGUUGAGGUUGAGAAGUUCGUUCUCGAUGUAGAGUAGGGCUAGAUAGCACUGGAGAUGCCAACAAUUGUGUCAUUUUGGUGAGAAAUGAAGAAUUCAAUAGAUUUGUUGUGAGUUUUAAAACUGAAAGUAUCUGCCAUCUGAAUUACCAUGACAUGUCGGUUGAGGGUGCAUUUCUUGCAAUCUUGCAUUACCCACAACUCCACAAGCCAUACAAACUUUGUUGUACAGAUUCUUUCUUUUGUGCCAGAAAAUGUAAUGCCCAUUUUUUUUUUUGUUUCUUUUUUACUUCUUUUUUCUUUUUCCAUUUUUUUUUUCUA
Cornus florida is the source of this 2448-nucleotide messenger RNA. RefSeq names its product RNA polymerase sigma factor sigC. NCBI's taxonomy places the organism in Eukaryota, Viridiplantae, Streptophyta, Magnoliopsida, Cornales, Cornaceae. The transcript has 7 exons. Gene Ontology annotation, molecular function: DNA-binding transcription factor activity. The record is from RefSeq and is a predicted model, not a curated record. Gene Ontology annotation, biological process: regulation of DNA-templated transcription; DNA-templated transcription initiation. Bases 184 to 1839 code for a protein of 551 amino acids.